AUGAGGGGACUUUUCGUUGCGAAUACGAAACAACUACUCAGGUCGAUUGACUCGGUCGGUCCCAUACCUGCAGCGCGAUGGCGAGCGACCACGGGCGGACGUCUGAGCUCGUCGUCGUCGUCGUCUGGGGAGGAGAACGCCAUGUUGCGUCACCUGAUCAGCAAAAUCAAAGCCACGGGGCCCAUUUCUGUGGCCGAGUACAUGAGGGAGGCGCUCACCAACCCCGCCAUGGGCUACUACGUCAAGAAGAACAUGCUGGGAGCCGACGGAGACUUUGUCACGUCGCCCGAGAUCAGUCAGAUCUUUGGAGAGCUGCUGGGCGUGUGGGCGGUCAGCGAGUGGAUGGCGGCGGGUCGGCCCGAUCGGCUCCAGCUGGUGGAGCUGGGACCCGGAAGAGGAUCUCUGGCCGCCGACGUCCUCCGGGUUUUCGGUCAGCUCCGAUCCGUGCUGAGCGCGGCUUCCGCGUCGCUGCACUUGGUGGAGGUCAGUCCGGUUCUGAGUCGGCUGCAGGCGCGAACGCUGAUCGGGACGGAAGGCGCCGAGGCGGAGGAGCCCGUUUACAAGAGCGGCCGGACGUCGGCCGGCACGCCCGUAUCUUGGUACCGCCGCUUGGACGACGUCCCGCCCGGUUUUAGCAUCUUUCUGGCUCACGAGUUCUUCGACGCGCUGCCCGUUCACAAGUUCCAGCGGACGGAGCGAGGUUGGCGCGAGGUGAUGGUGGACGCGGACCCCGACGCGCCGGGCCGGCUGAGGUUGGCGGUGGCGCCGGCGCCCACCUUGGCGUCCGUCACUCUGGUGCAGCCCGACGAAACUCGCGACCACGUGGAAGUUUGCGCCGAGGGCGGAGUCGUGGUCCGGCAGCUGGCCCGACGCGUCUCCGGACACGGCGGGGCGGCGUUGAUCGCCGACUACGGCCACGACGGCACGAAGACGGAUACCUUUCGGGGGUUCAAAGGUCACCGCCUUCACGACCCGUUGGAGGCUCCCGGCUGCGCCGACCUCACCGCCGACGUGGAUUUUAGUUACGUUCGGCGCGUGGCCGAACCGCUGGCGGCCUGCGUGGGACCGCUCGCUCAGAGGGUGUUUUUGAGGAACAUGGGCAUCGACGUGCGCAUGCAGGUCCUGCUGAGAAACUGCGACCGAUCCGCCCGGGAGCAGCUGACCGCCAGCUACCGGGUGUUGAUGGACGGCGCGGAGAUGGGCGAGCGCUUCCUGUUUAUGGCGUUGCUGCACCCCAGCCGCCUGGAAGAGCCCGAAAUGGCCGCCGGCCUCAAGCUACAAAAAAAGAAGCCGGCGCAGCUCCCCGUGGCGGGCUUUGCCCAACUCCACUUCUGA
This is a messenger RNA of Nerophis lumbriciformis (worm pipefish), 1335 nucleotides long. The record is from RefSeq and is a predicted model, not a curated record. Lineage: Eukaryota; Metazoa; Chordata; Actinopteri; Syngnathiformes; Syngnathidae.